Paraglomus occultum is the source of this 285-nucleotide messenger RNA. The record is from the annotation of a GenBank genome assembly. NCBI's taxonomy places the organism in Eukaryota, Fungi, Glomeromycota, Glomeromycetes, Paraglomerales, Paraglomeraceae.
AUGUCUUAUGAACUACGCAAUCAGAUUUCCAAGUAUACAGGCUUCAGUCCUAAAAAAAUCCGUCUUCCAAUCACAGAAGAGGAUAAACGGUUUUUUCAGGAAUUAAUAGCAGAUCAGGAAGAGAUGAUAGAUAUUGUAAUAAAUGAGUAUCGAUUUUUGCAACAUUAUGGGCAUAAUUAUAAAGGAGGUUCCUUAAUCCAUAUAAUGUGGGUGUAUAUAUGUACUAAAAAAAAUGCUGAGAAAGUAUUGAUAGAGGCACCUCCAUCAAAGAUAUUAUCGAAAAAG